This is a messenger RNA of Labrus bergylta (ballan wrasse), 2898 nucleotides long. RefSeq names its product polyhomeotic homolog 2b (Drosophila) (gene phc2b). The record is from RefSeq and is a predicted model, not a curated record. Gene Ontology annotation, biological process: negative regulation of DNA-templated transcription. Lineage: Eukaryota; Metazoa; Chordata; Actinopteri; Labriformes; Labridae. Gene Ontology annotation, molecular function: histone binding; chromatin binding; zinc ion binding. Gene Ontology annotation, cellular component: nucleus; PRC1 complex.
UGCUCUGCACUGACGGAUACAUGAGAGAGAGAGAGAAUGGAGUAGAAUAACAGGGAAAAACAGCAAGAGGAGCAAGGUUUACGUUAACGGCACAGGAGGGCCAUUCAGAAGAGCCGGGGGUCAAAGGUGAGAAGAGCAGAGGGCACCAUGGAGAGUGAGCCAGGGGCCCCUGCAGGAGGGACCUCCAACACCACCACAACCACCUCCACCUCCACCUCCACCUCCUCCAGCGCCUCAGCCACAAGCAGUAGUACUACCUCUAACACUACUUCUACAGCUGCUACUACUACUUCCACUGGUCCUGGCAGUAAUACCAGUAGUGGCAGUAUUAGUUGUAACACUGGCAGUAGUUCCAGUAGUACUACUACAGCAGGCAGACAGGCGGUGCCUCAGAUAUCUGUUUACAGUGGGAUACCUGACCGACAAACAGUGCAGGUGUUCCAGCAGGCGUUACACAGGCAGCCGAACACAGCAGCACGCUACCUGCAGCAGAUGUACGCUGCUCAGCAGCAGCAUCUGAUGUUACAAACAGCAGCCCUCCAGCAGCACAACCUCAGCACUGCUCAGCUCCAGAGCCUGGCCGCGGUACAGCAGGCCAGUAUCGCAGCUGGCAGGCAAAGCUCUUCACAGAAUGGCAAUUCAUCCCAGCAAACAGGAUCAACUCAGGCUACGAUCAACCUGACCACCUCCCCAGCUGCAGCUCAGCUGAUCAGCCGAGCUCAGAGCAUUAGUUCUACCCCGACCAGUAUCUCCCAGCAGGCUGUUCUGCUGGGCAGCCCGUCCAGCUCCACUCUCACAGCCAGCCAGGCACAGAUGUACCUGCGCGCACAGAUGGCUCAGCAGAGUAACCUGGUGCAGGUGGCCCGGAGCCUUGGUCGGGCUGUUCCUCUGUCCCCACAGCUCAUCUUCACUCCAACAGCCACAGUGACUGCUGUCCAAUCAGAGAGCUCCACACAGGCCUCCUCACAGAAUCAGGUCCAGAAUCUGGCCAUCCGUGGCCAGCAGGGGGCGACCACAGCCUCCUCUCAGACUCACACCCUGCAGGCUCUGAGUCUGAAGCAGAGCCCUGUGCCCAUCCAGCCUGCCUCAAUGGUCAAGAAUCCCAGCCAAGGCACGCAUGCCUCUGCAGGAGGGAAGACCAGCUCCUCAGACGGUUCAUCUGAAGGGAAGAAGGGGGACAGUUCGGCAGUCACAGAAGUCCGAGCUAUUAACAUGAGCCGCAAUGUCACAGCUGUCAGUGCUCAGUCCCUGAUCGCUCCAGCAUACACGCAGAUUCAGCCUCACUCCCUGGUUCAGCAGCACAAGCAGCAGCAGCAGCAGCAGUUUGUGGUCCAUCAGGGUCAAGCUUCCCAGAGGACCACGGGGCAGCUGCUGCAGACGGCCUCCAUUCAACCGUCACAGCACCCGGUCCCCGUGCUGCCCAAACCUGCUCCACACCAGCCCCCAACGCCCAGCCAGCAGGCCACCAUCUUCCACUCCACCAUCAGCCCCCACGCGCUCCACACCCCCCUCAACCACGCCAAAGCUCAGCCCGUCCAGCUCACUGCCAUCAACCUGCAAAUACACCCAACGGCCUCCAGAAUGGUUCAUGACUGUAAAGAUAAGCCAACGUCACUGGUGGUCAGAGAGACGUGUCCGACCCCUGCCACAACGCAGCAACAGCAGCAACCUCAACAGCAACCACGGCAACAACAGCAAUCUGCAGCUGCACCAUCGCAACCCCCCAAGACUGUAGAGCAACUGACGGUCAAGCCUGCGACUCCAGCUGUUCAGCCACAAGGAGGGGGCUCAGCCAAGAGGCCCAACGCUCCACCUGGGACCCCGCCGCCAGCCAUGACCUCAGGGAACGAGAGCGAGGCGCCCACCGUGACGGGCAGCACGCCGCAGAACGGAGAGAACAAACCGCCCCAGGCCAUCGUCAAGCCGCAGGUCCUCACUCACGUCAUCGAAGGCUUUGUCAUCCAGGAGGGAGCCGAGCCAUUCCCCGUGUGUGUGGAGCGUCUGCCCAUUCUCAUCGACAGCCCAAAGAAGCUCGACCACCAGCUCUCCUCAGACCCCGACAAAACCCCCGUCAGCAACGCAGCAAACUCCGACUCUGAGCCCGAGGACAUGAACGAGCCAGACAAAGAUCAGGAACCCAAGCUGACGUGUGAAUACUGCGGCUGGGUCGACUUCGCCUACAAGUUCAAAGGCUCCAAAAGAUUCUGCUCCAUGGUUUGUGCAAAGAGGUACAAUGUGGGCUGCACGAAGCGGAUCGGCCUUUUCCGCCCGGAGAGGAGUAAGCCGACCAAUCGCUGGCGGAGAAGAUCUCAAGGCCGGCCCAGCAUAGAGGCUAAGAAGCAGAAGCUCUCCCCGUCACCGCAGCAGACCCAGGGGGGGUCCGUGUCCUCGCCGCAUCCCUCUCAGCCCAGUCAGGAGGAGUCCAGCCCGUGUUCGGACAUGUCCAGCUACGAGGAGCCGCCGUCCCCCCUGUCUGCUGCUAGCUCAGGACCCCCGGCUCCCACUCCGGCCCCUGCUCAGGUCCCCGUCCACCGGCAUUCCAGCAGGGCCUCGGACCAGGAGGUGCUGAGUGGGAGAGAUGACCCUUCACCCUGUCAGCGCUUCAUAUCCAACGACCCCACCAGGUGGAACGUGGAGGAGGUGUACGAGUUUAUCCGCUCACUGCCAGGUUGUCAGGAGAUCGCAGACGAGUUUCGCUCUCAGGAGAUUGAUGGACAGGCUCUGCUGCUGUUAAAGGAGGACCACCUCAUGAGCACCAUGAACAUUAAACUGGGACCCGCGCUCAAGAUCUUUGCACGCAUCAACAUGCUCAAAGACUCCUAGCAGAAAGUGUGUGUGUGUGUGUGUGUGUGUGUGUGUGUGUGUGUGUGUGUGUGUGUGUGUGUGUGUGUGUGUGUG